Penaeus vannamei (Pacific white shrimp) is the source of this 3969-nucleotide messenger RNA. Lineage: Eukaryota; Metazoa; Arthropoda; Malacostraca; Decapoda; Penaeidae. The record is from RefSeq and is a predicted model, not a curated record.
GCUGGCGAGGCAGAGCGCCGUAGCUCUUGCCGACGUGAUGGGCGAUGAGCGACUGAGGCUGGCGCUGGAGGAGGUGCACAGCGUCACUCAGCAACUGCACGCGCUCGACGAAGAACACAAGCAGACCAUUCACAAGCUGAAGGCCAAGUUGCAAAUCGUACGAGACGGGGAGAGAAGGCUGCUGAGGUCGACCUGCUGAAGGAGGCGCGUCUGCUGCUGGAGGAGGGAGGUCAGGACGCAGGAGAAGAAAGGCCAUGGACGCCGCGGCAACACGUGGAAAAACUCCAGAAGGAAGUUGAGGAGCAGCAGCGGGAAAUCAAAUCCCUGAGACACGCGCAGACGUCCUCCUCGCUCCACCUCAACGGACCAACUGGCGGCCGCGACUCCCCUCGAGGUGCCGAUCCCCGCCCAAAAUUCGAAUGCCAACCUGGAGCUCCUCCCCCUCCCCUCCACCUCCCCCUCCUUGUGGGCGGGGCACCUCCUCCUCCACCUCCACCUCCUCCAGGCGUCGGAGCUCCUCCCCCUCCUCCACUCCACCUCCUCCACCUUCCUCAGGCGGCGGCCUCCCCCGCCUCCUCCCCUCCACCUCCGCCUGUGAACCCCGUAGCGACGCUGGCCACCAUGAUCGGGGUCUCCAAGCAGAACAAGAAGGAGGCAGACGGCCCAGACUCGAGCGCCAAACCUGGCGGCGGGAUGGACGACCUCAUCAACCAGAUCAAGCAGGGCGGCGUCAAACUGAAGGCCACGAAGCCCUUCUGCCUGGGCUACAGCAGCAAGAAGGCGUCGGGCGAGGUGGCGGACAAGCCGGCCGACGCUGUGCAAGAGAUGAAGAGCAUCCUGGCCACGAUGAAGCGCGGGCGCGCGGGGCGGCUGCGGCCCUCCGCCGUGUCGCAGGAGGCCAAGAAGAACACGUCCAAGAAGAACAAGAAGGACAAGGACAAGAAGGCGGAGGAGGAGAGCGACGAGAAGCCGCCGCCGCCGAGCGAGGAGGAGGUCAGCCCCAGGGACGGCGAGGACUCGGGCAAGGGCGCGAGCAAGGAGGCGUCCCCGAAGGCCGAAGAGUCCCCUGAGCCGGAGGGCAGCUCGCCCGAGAAGGAGGAGGAGGAGGGGGGGAGCCCCAGGACGGCGGAGGCGUCGUUCACGCUGCGCCUGCACGCGACGGGCGGCCACGACGCCGACGAGAGCUCGAGCCGGGAGGCGACGCCGCCGUGCUCGAGCGGACGCGACUCCGAGGAGCGCGACUCCGGGCGGCCGUCGCCGGGCAGGGCCGUCUCCAGCACCACCAUCUUCCUCAAGUCCAGCCGAAGCCCUUCGGAGGAGUGAGGCCGCGGGGCUGAGGGCUGCAGGAGCCGAGAACCAGGGCCCGAAGGAGCUCAAGAAGAGGAGAGGAAGGGCCGAGAUGCCCGGCUCUCGCCACGAAAUCAAACUGAUGUUGAUGUUACUUUUUUUCUUUUUCAUCUGAGCCAUUAAAUGUAGGUGCUUCGUUUGUUUAUACUAAGAUGGUGGUACGACUGUUCAAUGGAUAGAGAAUAUUUAAUACCUUGUCUCCCUCACCCCCCUCCCCCAACCAAGACGUUGUGUUAAAGUUAUAACAUAUCUAUUGAAUCUAUAAAGAGUCUAUUGUAAAGCCCGUUUUGCCUUCCGUAGAUUCUAUUCACAUGAUCUAUUUUAAUGAUGUUAUGGAUUCCCUGAUAAUAAGAAUAGUUCAUAUGGCUUUUACAAUGUUACAGUACUCCUUAAUGGGCUAUGGUAAUACUUUUGUGUACAAUGACAACAGAAGUAGUAAACGCAUACAAGGUGCCUCAGUAUUACAUCUGUAUUUCAUGACCUGCAUUUAAAAAUAUAUAGUAUCAUGGCAUUAGUGUUAAAGAUAGGAUUUAUCUUCUUUUUUUAUGUUAUGGGUGUAGCAUUUUGAUUUUUCUUUUUUUUUUGUAUAAUGAUGAUGAUUAUUUAUGUAUAUAUAAACGAACAAUGCAAUCAUGAGGCUCAUUUAAUUGUUUCUAUUGUAGUAGAGUUAAGAAAUUAUAUACUUUUUCCUAAAAAGUGCCAAAAUUUUUCCUCUAUGUUCAGACAUAAGCCAUCAAAAUUCCCAAUAAAUGUUUGUUUUGAAGAAAUUAUGUAAGGAAUUGUUUAAUAGGAUUUGGUUAAGUCAUGUAGUUUAAGUAUUUCACUGAAGUUAUCUUGGAUUCUGAGAAUAUGAAAUAAUAUCAAACAAGCUUGCUCAAUCAACAAAGAUCUCUUAAGGAACUUUUUAAAUACAUGAAAAAUACCUCUUUUUUAUAUAUUUUCUAAACUUGCUUAUGGUUAUUGCAAUAACUAGAAAUGGCAUUGCUUGGCACCCAGGUUUCCAACCCUGAUCUCAGUCUCAAUUUUUUUUCAUAACAACCUCGCCAAAACAUUCUGGUAAAGCACAAUGUCUCGAAUCUUACAUUAUUUAUACUCAGAAAUGACUUGGAAAAUGGUGCAAUUACUGGGUGAAAAUAUAAAGAUUGAGCAUAAGCUGAACUCCAAAUGUUUCAAGAUCCCUACAAUGCCUCUGCUGAGUAGGACAGAGUAAACUCUCUAAGGGUACGAAAUGAAUGAAAUGAAUAACGUAGAAAUAGUCCUUCAUUCUUGGAAGUGAAUCAUCAUUUUUUAGAAUAUGUAAAAUAUAUGAAUGAAAGCUUUGACAGUUCGAUCUAAAUGGAUAAAGAGGUCUUUUUCUGUAUUAAUACUAUUUUUAAUUGUUAUUGCUUAUACAACAAAACGAGUCAACAACAGAAAAGUGAAACAUCACUUGCUUUUUUGGGGGUUCGAUUUUGAAGCACGUGCCUUGUGUAUUUACAUUUUUCUUCCAGGAUAACUGUUUUUAUACCUUCCAUGAAGGUUGUUUUUACAUAUUUUGAUAGUGUUUUCUUUUUUUUGUACAGUCCUUUUUGAGUAUUGUUAAGUGCGAGUGAAAAAAAAUUCAGAAGUGUGCUCAACUUUUUUUUCUUUCAACUUUUUUUUAGUAUUGACAAAGUUCUGUUUAAAAUGAGGCUGUUCAGUGCGACUUAUUGAGAGAACUAAGCUAGUCAAAGUAGGUUUUUUUCCAGUCAUUUUGUAAUGGUGGAGAGCAGAGGUUUUAUUCCCAGAACGAUAGUGUUUUUAUGUCAAAUUCAGAACCUGUACUUUGUAAGAUCUUUUUGAACUGAAUCUUAUAAUCCCUUGUGAAGCAAGUGCCCCAAAAAGAAAAAAAAGGUAGAAAAUGAAGAAAUUUUGUCUAUACUUAAAGCACAAAUAAGAAAAUAACUAUAUGUUUGAUAACAUUAAAAAAAGGAAAUUGUUAAUAUUACAUAUCUUAAAGAGGAGAAACAAAAAUCCUCCUAAGUGAAGUACUACUGAUUGAAAUUUCUGUUUAGACUGCAAGCAAAAAUUCAUGUAUUUGCAUGCAUAGUUGACUGGAUUUUGUAGUUCUUGCUAAUUUAGCCAUUAUUAUGUACUUCUCUUUCAUUUUUUAUAAUAGAUGCUUUAAUGGUAAAUUUUGCAGGAGACCCUCCAUGCAACUCUCCUAGAUGUGAUUUUUCAGUUUCUCUGUAGGGUCACUUUGAUUUUCUCUAAUUGAUUAUUGGGUAUUAAUUUCUCCUUGUGAUAUAAUUUAUUUACUAUUUCUGCUCUUUGUAAUUUUACUAAAAUAUUUUACCAUUCAUUCUUUUUUUUAUAACAACCUUUUGAACACUGCUAUACAAUUUUUUAAAACAUAGCUGCAAAAGCAAGUGUUUAAGGACUUGCUUGUUUUUAAUGAUGGCUUUUCAAAGAAAACAUUUUCCAUCAUAUAACAUUUUGGACACCACAGGCAGGUGUCAUUUGUGAAUUGGCCUCGCUUAUUGUAAUAUUUGUUUUUAUCUCACUCUCUCGCUCUAUUUCCUUGUGUACUGUUAAUUCAGGAUAUUUCAUUAUUUUUUACUUUUUCAUUUCUCAAAUAUAGAAGUAUAAAGGUAUAUUUUACCA